AAGCCGUUCAUCGAUCCACACAGUUCCUAUUUAAGAACCGCGCCACUAACAAGCUGCAGUAAACCCAACACACUGCACUUGUCUGAUCACUUGUCAGCUGUUUGUUUCUGCACUCUGUCGACCGUCGGGCUCCGUGUCGAUCGAACAAACACCAUGACAAUGGAGGCGUCCAAAUCUCUACCCGCCUUCCUCGCCCUCGCCGUCGCCGCCGCGCUGAUGUUCCUCGCGCCGGCCUCCGCUGGCUGGUCCCAGGGCUCGGCCACGUUCUACGGAGGCAGCGACGCCUCCGGCACCAUGGGCGGCGCGUGCGGGUACGGCAACCUGUACUUUACGGGGUACGGCAAGAGCACGGCGGCGCUGAGCGUGGCGAUGUUCAACGACGGCGCGUCGUGCGGGCAGUGCUACCAGAUCAGCUGCGACUACCAGACGAACCCGCAGUGGUGCCGGCAGGGCACCAGCGUGACCAUCACGGCCACAAACCUCUGCCCGGCCAACUACGCGCUCCCCAGCAACAACGGCGGCUGGUGCAACCCGCCGCGGGCGCACUUCGACAUGGCGGAGCCGGCGUGGCUGCAGAUCGGGGUGUACCAGGGCGGCUACAUCCCGGUGCUGUACCAGCGGGUGUCCUGCGUGAAGCAAGGAGGGGUGCGCUUCACGGUGACGGGGAAGAACUACUUCGAGCUGGUGCUCGUCAGCAACGUCGGCGGGAGCGGGUCCGUGCAGGCCAUGUGGGCCAAGAGCGCCAACACGGGGCAGGUGGCCAUGAGCAGGAACUGGGGCGCCAACUGGCAGUGCCUGGCAGGGCUCGUUGGUCAGGCCAUCACCUUCGGCGUCACCACCACCGGCGGCCAGACCAUCGUCUUCCAGAACGUCGUGCCGGCCAGCUGGAGCUUCGGCAUGUCCUUCAUCAGCAACCUGCAGUUCACAUACUGACCACUGCACGACCGUACGUGCUACGGUAUAUCAUCCGUCGGACUUGGUAGUUUGUUAGGGGAUCGAGCAUAGAGAGCUACGGCUGCUAGUGCUAGCUAGCUUGUUGCUGCAUGGUGUUGACUUUCUGUGCGUAAUUUGACUCGGAAUUCUAGCGGGGGCACGUCCCCUGCUCUGUCUUCUCAAGCGGCCGCUGACUCGCUCGCAGCCUCGCACGCUUCGGAUCGAUGCGUUUUUUUUUCUUGAGAACGCUUCGGAUCGAUGCUAGUCAUGCCAGAUCUUCCUGGGCUUAUUACGUUACCUUCUGUGUUGGGCCUAUUGGGCUGCGCUGGUCUGAUUUUGUUGUAUGCAUGCAUUGUCCUGAA
Brachypodium distachyon (stiff brome) is the source of this 1295-nucleotide messenger RNA. RefSeq names its product expansin-A15. The coding region runs from base 154 to 933 and encodes 259 amino acids. The record is from RefSeq and is a predicted model, not a curated record. Lineage: Eukaryota; Viridiplantae; Streptophyta; Magnoliopsida; Poales; Poaceae. The transcript has 2 exons. Gene Ontology annotation, cellular component: extracellular region. Gene Ontology annotation, biological process: plant-type cell wall organization.